Messenger RNA from Chaetomium globosum CBS 148.51, 930 nucleotides. RefSeq lists its product as uncharacterized. The transcript has a single exon. Lineage: Eukaryota; Fungi; Ascomycota; Sordariomycetes; Sordariales; Chaetomiaceae. The coding region runs from base 1 to 930 and encodes 309 amino acids. The record is from RefSeq and is a predicted model, not a curated record.
AUGUGGUUCACCGGUUUUACUAUCGACCCCGACACGGUCAGCCUGAACGUACCGAAAAGGCCAAAUCAAGACCCAAACGACUUUUUCAGAGCACAGAAACGUGUGCGGCUUGGCGAGGCCAAAUCGAUCCUCGACCCGCUGCCUGCACAACCGCCGGAGCUUCAGUCCUUCCGCGAUACCGCACACCGGAUUCGGAUCGGCCAGUGGUUAGACGCGGAUCCAUUCGGCGGGGAAGAUGUGGACUGUCCUCCUAAUACCCCGAUCGAAGUCCAAGGCGCAAGCGUCGCUCCGACCCACCAAGUCUGUGAAAACUUGGCUGGCCAGCGCAACACUCUCGACACAAUGAGAAAGAUAAGGCAGCAGGUCAACGCAUCAGGAGCGGAUAUGAGGGAGCCAGAGGCACAGAACAUGGACGCGAAUGAGGAGGAGCAGCAACCAUCAGAGUUGCUUUCUGAUUUGCUGGCACAGGCGCGACGAUCUGAUCAGGAUAGGACAGCAGAGGAUAAUGGGUUCGUGGACCCUGGGGAAGAACAGGGUCACGUCGAGGAGCAGACAAGAGGAGGUUUGACAGACGGGAGGUCAGCCCGGGCCACAAGCUCAAUUCCUCACUUGGCAGGUUUGGAACUCGAGGACACAACAUCGACCAUCGAAGAUCAGGCCGCGCCGUUUAAUCUCUCCCCUUUCGAACUAGCUUUUGCUCUAUGGGAGAAGAAACACAACAUAUCCCGAGCAGCCCACUCGCACCUACGCGAAGUUCUCCAACUUGUCCAGCACAUUGACGAAUUGCGAAAAAAUCCCACAGCGGAAGGAUACGGUGGUACACCAACUACAUCGUGUCCUACCACGCGGUACAUUAUGGAAGGCGACACUUCAGGACCAAAGCGUGCUCCCCAGUCGGGUGUCGUACGACAAAUCGAUGCUGGUUCUUGA